AUGAACCUGGUGUUUGCUGAAAGAAGCUUGCCAACUUUGAGACAGUCAUGCAAGAGACCGAUAUUCCGUGCAGGGUCUCGUACAACAGAAGUCUGUGUCGUAAAUGAACUCACACUCCUGCCCCCUCACAACCAUCGGGAUCUCAGAGGCAUCAAGAGUUCUUCCUCAAAUCAUACUGGAGCCAUGAGAUUUGUGGCAGCCGUGUGUGUGCUCGUCCUGAGCGUGGGUGCUCGGGCCAUACCUUCGCGGAUCUUGGAUCCUGACAAAAAUGUUCAGUUCAGUCCAGAGACGACCGACAACACUGCGGCGGGGAUCUGCUCCAGGAUCGUGUCUGAAGAAAGCAGCCACAUGCCAACUAGCCAGGGACAGCACGGCACGAGGCACGGCAGUGCAGGUUUCUCUAUCCCCAGAGGCAACAUGGGCCAUCUUAGCACGUUUAGGGAAGGCGGCACCAGUGAGCAGCUCAGCAACGACCUCGGCCUCUCCACCGGUGUCCUGCCUGGGGAAGCUUCUUUCCCAGCUUACAGCGGCGACUCUCUGCGGCGGAGACGCGUAAAGCGUCACCGCCCCAGAAAAAGAAAAGGUAUCAUGAAACGACCAAGAAUGAUAUAAUCUCUGACAACCAUGAUACUGCAUCCAGUUAGGGGACCCGCCAAUGUACACAACACUUUUUACUUUUCUAAGUCUAGAGAACUAAGAAUACACAAUAUGCAACGAAAGAAGAGACGUGUGUUGUAGACAAAUAUUAGAAAAAUGAAAUACCAUCUGGUCUUUCUAAAGCCUUCCAUGAAUGUCCAUCUGUUUAUCUACUCACCACUGGA
Scylla paramamosain (green mud crab) is the source of this 821-nucleotide messenger RNA. RefSeq lists its product as uncharacterized. Lineage: Eukaryota; Metazoa; Arthropoda; Malacostraca; Decapoda; Portunidae. The coding region runs from base 1 to 612 and encodes 203 amino acids. The record is from RefSeq and is a predicted model, not a curated record. The transcript has 3 exons.